UAUUCAACAGCCUGGCUCGCACAUGGAAUUUUUUCACUUCCUAUUCUCAGUGAAGACAUAACGGCUGUAGUCAGCACAGAGGAAGUGCUACAACAUUUUGUCUGAUUGCAGUCUCAGAUCAGCUGAAUUGAAGCUCAAACUGGAAACAUGGAUAUCUGAACUGAGAGCAGAUCCCGAACCUGCUUGAAGGAAGGCAUCAGAGGGAGCAUGUACAGCUUUAGGCUGGUCUACAUUUUCUCCUAUAACUUGUUCCAAUUCUGUGGUCACACAUGGAUCCUGGCUAACACCAUCGCAAGAUUUUUUACCUUUGGUCAAGAUGCUCUGGCAGACACAUUCUACUCCGUGGGCUUUGUGAUGAGCCUGUGCCAGCUGCUCUCCAUCCUGGAGAUCUUCCACAUCGCAGAUGGCAUCGAGAAGGCUCGGCUCCUUCCUCGCUUCAUCCAAGUGAUUGAGAAAAACAUUCUGCUGAUUGUGGUCAUCAUGUUGGAAGAGAUCCAAAGUAAGCCAGUGGUGUGUGUGCAGUUUUUCCUGUGGAAUAUACUGGCCCUCUUACGGUACCCCUAUGAACUUCUGUGUGUUGUGAAAAGACCUUCCGUUGCCAUGUUGUGGAGCCGUUACUCUCUUUGGAUCCCCCUAUACAUCCUGUCAGUUGUCAUUGAAGGUUUCAUUAUUUAUGAGGCACUGCCAUACCUGAAGCCAUCAGCCCCCCACUUUCCCUGCCUGCUGCUGGUCUAUCUGCCGCUUCUCGCUAUGGGAGGCUCGGUAACAGUCUGGCAGCUGCUGAAGGAGAGGAAACACCAUCUGGAGAAACUCUACAAGAGGAAGAAGAAGAAAUGACUGGAUUCUUCGGGGACAAUGGGAUGACUCUGUUUUCAAACCUGCAAUCCAUUUCAAAUGAACAUUUCAGAUUGCACAAAAGGAAAAAAAGAAAUGGCAGAUUUUUGCAGCAGUUUAAUGAAGACAUGUUUUUGACUGAACAAAGAACAACAGCAGCAGUUUCCACUCAAGUUUAUCUCACCAAGUAGGGCAGAUGAUAUGUACAAAUGUUACCAUGGUAACACCCCGCCUUGGAUUCUGUGAGCUACCAUCCGUAAGCUCUGGUCCACACGGCUUUCUUCUUGAACUCGGUGGACGACUUCAGACCCAGGAGAGCGUCUGGAACCAGAUCAGAAUAUGGAUGGUCAGAUGGAUACCAGAAUGAAUAAACCAUUCCAAACUCA
Poeciliopsis prolifica (blackstripe livebearer) is the source of this 1220-nucleotide messenger RNA. It is a transcript of the gene hacd4, whose product is annotated as 3-hydroxyacyl-CoA dehydratase 4. NCBI's taxonomy places the organism in Eukaryota, Metazoa, Chordata, Actinopteri, Cyprinodontiformes, Poeciliidae. Gene Ontology annotation, molecular function: 3-hydroxyacyl-CoA dehydratase activity. Gene Ontology annotation, biological process: sphingolipid biosynthetic process; very long-chain fatty acid biosynthetic process; fatty acid elongation. The coding region runs from base 208 to 837 and encodes 209 amino acids. The record is from RefSeq and is a predicted model, not a curated record. The transcript is spliced from 7 exons. Gene Ontology annotation, cellular component: endoplasmic reticulum membrane.